Molecule: messenger RNA, 1632 nt
Organism: Vitrella brassicaformis
Lineage: Eukaryota; Vitrellaceae
Source: the annotation of a GenBank genome assembly
GCUACCGGCAUGGCAUUAAUGUAUGCCCUUCUUGCUGCAUGCGGCCUUUUCGUCGCCCGUGCGCAGAACUGGUCGGCGGAAGACUUCAUCCCUCAGAGAAGCCUGCAGUCCACCAACAUGGGGCGGUUCCACAACGCCACUGGCCUGCCCGAGGGCAGCAAAAUCCACCUCCGCCUCCACCUUAUGGCAGAGUCGCUCGAGGAGAUGCUGCCCGAGAUUGAGGACGGCUACCAGAUCGUCAUGUACAAGCGGGCAGGGCGGAUGGCGAUGUCGGCGGUGCCGAUGGGCUUGGCUAGGGCUGCGGGUGUGGGUGGGGGGGCAGAGGACAAAGUGCCCUCGCGAAGGAGAAGGAAGCCGAUUAUCGCCGACAAGACCACCCGGCCGCCACCUGAUGGUGACGACACUCCGACUGAUGACGACCCGAAGGACCUCGAAGACUGCCCUGGUCAGUCUGCCGAUGAUGCAUAGAGGCUCGUCUGUGACAUCACUGUGUGGAGUGCGAAUCGCUGUUGCCAUGCAGACGAGGUGUCUGGGAAUGUGAAGUUGGACCUGCCGGUGCCCGACAAUCUGCUCAACAUUUCGUAUUAUCUGCCCGCCAUCGACCUGCCGAAGGAAACAGCGCCGCUCCUCGGUCAGUAGCACGCCUGCUUGCCGCUCCCGCCUCCCCGAUUGAGUGCUGCUCGUGUGUGUGUGUGUGUGUGUGUGUGUGUGCGUCUACACACAUGCAGUGGUGGGCCUGGACGUGACGAAGGGCAAUGCCGACCUCAUUGUGGCCACCGACACCGGCCUGGCGAGUUUCGCUUUCGGUGACCCUGCCGAGAAGCAACAGUACGAGGUCUGCGAGACAAGAGAAAGACGCUUGCCUGCCUGCAUGGCCAGCACCUGAGGUCGCUUGUGUGUGUGCGCCCAUGGCAGACGACCAUCGUUGUCGACACGGAUGGCGUCAAGGAGGUGUACGUUCAGGUCAGGGAGGGAGGGAGGGAGCAAAGCAGAGAUGCAGGUGCCGUAUCUGUGUGUGUGUGUGUGUUGCGAUGGAUUCAGGUGUUGUGCUACAGCCUGUACCCCUACAACACGCCCCCCGUGCCGUGCAAGGCCGAGCUGAUAUGGUUCGAGCACACAGGCGAGUGUCUGCCGCCCACCGAUGAGGUGGUGGGGGUCGACACCGCCGUCGAUGAGACGCUCGUGACGACCGUCCCACGGUACCCAGGGUACUACGCUGCUCCGCAGCACUCCUAGCCAUGCUGCCCACAACCCUGCCUGCAUCGAUUUGUCGCCCGGAUACACCAGCAACGUGGCGGUGGGUGCUGGUUUUUGUGUGAGUGUGUCUGAUGGAUGUCUCAACCCACUGUGCUGUGCUGUGUUUCUCUGAGUGUGUGUUCGUGUCGUGUGUGUCAUUUUCGUCAUAUAUGAGGUUUGCGUGAUUGAGUGAGCUCGGGUCUGAUCAAAAAGGUCAGCCAGGCCGGGCCGUUCUAUUAAGGGCUGGGAUGGUCGGCGUUUUCCAUCAAGGGCCGGCGGGCCGGCAGUGCUGUGCUGUGGUGUGUGUCUGCCAGUGAUGGGCAAAGGCUGACUGGACUCCAUCCACAGUCAGUGGCGUCAAGACUCUAUUCGCUUCGUUGAUCUCUUCAAAACCAC